CCUCGCCUCCCCUCCCCACCCGCCGCCACUUUCGCCUCUCGGACGCGGCCGGCAUGAGACCUCGCAGGCGGCUGCUCCGUCGCCUCCGGGCGAGCCAGCCAAGCCCCCUUUCCCUCCACACCCCCGUCUAAUUCCGCUCCGGCUCCGCCAUCUGGGGACAUCUUUUUUUCCUUCUCUCUCUCUCCCUCUCCGUUUUAGUGGAGGGGGUGUGAAAGCAGGAUCUCUUCCGGAUUGUACGGCGCUCCUCAAGCGGGGGCUCCCCGGCGUGUGUAUAUGUGUGUUUUGGGUUAUUCCAUCAACUCUUCUCUCACCCCACACCCACCCACCCCGCCUGGGUUUUCUCCUAAUGCUGUUGAAGGAAGAGGGAGCGCGAGGGAGGGAGCGCGCGCUUCGCCAGCUCCACUGAUCUGUUAUUGAGGAGGGCUUGACUCGACGUGGUAGAAGGCGAUCCGAGGCUAGGGGAAAAGAGAGCGAGGCGGCGCAGGCUCCAAAUCUGCCGAUUACAAACAGCCUCUCCUUAUAUGUAUGGAUAGUAAUAAUAGUAAUUAAUUAAAGAGAGGGAGUGAGAGAAUACCUCCCCCUCUCCGUCCUGGAUUGACUGAAUGGCUUCCUUGUACCAGAGAUUCGGCGGGAAGAUCAACACCUCCAGAUCCUUCCCGGUGACUCCCGAGGCGAGUCACCUGCUGGGUCCCCAGUGCGCCGAAGAGGACAGUUCCGCGGCGGCAGCCGCGGCCAAAGCAGCCGGCGGAGAAGGGAAAGCGUCGCGUCCAUUGCAACAAGACAACCCCCGACCCCGCUUCCAAUACCAGGCGAGGAGGAGUGACUGCGAGGAAGAAGAUGAGCUGGUGGGGAGCAACCCUCCACAAAGGAACUGGAAAGGAAUUGCAAUUGCGUUACUUGUUAUUCUGGUUAUCUGCUCCUUGAUUGUCACUUCAGUUAUCUUGCUGACACCAGUCGAAGAUAAUAGCCAGUCUCAAAAGAAGAAGAUUACAGUGGAAGAUCUGUUCAGCGAAGAUUUCAAAAUUCAUGACCCAGAGGCUAAAUGGAUAAGUGAUACAGAAUUCAUUUAUAGAAACCGGAACGGCUCUGUAAUACUGCACAAUGUUGAAACAAACAACUCAACGGUGUUAAUAGACAACAAAAUAAUUGUGUCUAUGAAAGCUAUUCGAUAUGAAGUUUCACCAGACAAAAAAUACGGACUUUUUGCCUAUGAAAUUGCACCGACGUAUCAGCAUUCGUAUACAGCUUUUUAUGUCCUCCGAAAACUACCUGAUGGGGAACCUCAAAAUGUGUAUCCUCCCGAAGUUAGCAAUACAAAGCUUCAGUAUGCAGGAUGGGGACCCAAAGGCCAACAGCUUAUAUUUAUCUUUGAGAACAACAUCUACUACUGUGCCCAUGUGGGGAAGCAGGCCAUCCGCGUGGUCUCCACUGGGAAAGACAAGGUUAUUUUCAAUGGACUCAGCGACUGGCUGUAUGAAGAGGAGAUCCUGAAGACCCAUAUUGCACACUGGUGGUCCCCCGAUGGCACAAGAUUAGCGUAUGCAACUAUCAAUGACUCCAGAGUCCCCACUAUGGAAAUACCUAUGUUCACAGGCAGCCUCUACCCUAAAGUGGAGACCUAUCAUUACCCAAAGGUUGGAACAGAAAAUCCAAGCAUUUCCUUACAUGUCAUUGGUUUGAAUGGGCCUACUCAUGAUCUGGAAAUGACUCCUCCUGAUGAUUCAAGAAUGAGGGAGUACUAUAUAACCAUGGUGAAGUGGGCAACCAGUACCAAAGUUGCAGUAAACUGGCUGAACAGGGCACAGAAUGUUUCUAUCCUGACUCUCUGUGAUGCAACAACUGGAGUCUGCACAAAGAAACAUGAAGAUGAGAGCGUAGCCUGGCUGCACAGACAGAACGAAGAGCCCGUCUUCUCCAGAGAUGGCAGGAGGUUCUUCUUCGUCCGAGCCAUCCCUCAGGGAGGGAGAGGCGAGUUUUACCACAUUACCAUGUCUUCAUCGCAGCCCAACAGCAGCAGCAACGAUUUACAGUCGAUCACAUCGGGUGACUGGGAUGUGACCAGGAUUUUGGGAUAUGAGGAAAGGCACCAUAAAAUCUAUUUCCUCAGCACAGAAGAGUUACCAAGGACACGACAUUUAUACAGUGCCAGCACUAAAGGGCCCUUCAACAGGCAGUGCCUCUCUUGUGACCUGAUAAACAACUGCACGUACUUCAGUGCAUCCUUCAGCCACAACAUGGCCUAUUUCAUCCUGACCUGCGAAGGUCCAAGAGUUCCACUGGUAACAGUCCACAACACAUCAGAUGCACAAAAACUCUUUGACCUAGAGGUAAAUGAAAAGGUGCAGAAGGCAGUAGCAGAAAGACAGAUGCCCAAAGUAGAAUACACAGAAAUCAAGAUUCAUGAUUACAAAUUGCCGAUGCAGAUUUCAAAGCCGGCCGUCUUCACUGAAAACAUGCACUACCCCUUGCUUCUUGUUGUCGACGGGACUCCGGGCACACAGAGCGUGACAGAAAAGUUUGAGGUGAACUGGGAGAGCGUCAUGGUCAGCUUGCAUGGCGCCAUCGUGAUGAAGUUUGAUGGGCGUGGAAGUGGUUUCCAAGGGACCAAGCUGCUCCACGACGUGAAGAGGCGGUUGGGUGUUUUCGAGGAAAAGGACCAGACGGAGGCUGUCUGCACAAUGCUGCAAAACACAUACAUUGACAAGUCGAGAGUCGGUGUGUUUGGAAAGGAUUAUGGAGGCUACUUGAGCUCUUACAUCCUCCUUUCUGGAGAAGAGAAUAAAGACCCUGUCUUCUCCUGUGGCGCUGCUCUUUCCCCACUGACAGACUUCAGAUUAUAUGCUUCGGCCUUUUCAGAAAGAUACUUGGGAUUACAAGGGAUUGACAAUAAAGCAUAUGAGACUACUAAACUGGCACAUAAAGCGAUGUCCAUGAAAGAUCAGAAGUUUUUGAUCAUUCAUGCAACUGCUGAUGAGAAAAUCCACUUCCAGCACACUGCUGACCUCAUCACACACCUAAUUAGGGCAAAGGCUAAUUACAGCUUGCAGAUAUACCCCGAUGAAGGUCAUUACUUCAACAACCCAGCCCUGGAGCAGCACCUGUACAAGUCCGUGGUCAAUUUCUUCGCGGAGUGUUUCAAACCCCAGGACAAACCCCCCGUAGUAUCAACAAAAGAGGAAGACGAUGAGGAAUAACCCUUCAGGCUUGUGCUCAUGAGCACAAGGCAGUUUAUAAUAAAUAAUAAUAAUAAUAAUAUGCAACUGAAUCUCUCUGUUUCCCCCCCGGAGAAAGAAGCAUUACAUGAGCAUGUAUUUAACAAAAACUGAAAAGGAGAAGCAGUCCGCCUGCUGCUUGUACUACAUCAUGACUCUUUCCUGAACGGGAGAACAUUUAAGCAUGAGGAACUCAGCAGAAACUGCUGUUCAAAAUGAGAAAAAGAAAAGAAAGGAUCUUCUUGUCUUCUCUUGCCACAAAGUGACUUCUGGAGUAAGAUGCUCAAAUCAGGAAACUGGACUUAGAAGGAGAUUCCCCCAAGAUGACUAUUAAGCAAACCCCUUUGCAUUGAAAGUAUUCAAGCGGUAGGAAUGAAAAACCCACCAUCCGUCUGUGUUAGGGUUCCCUUAGUUAGCGCCUCAUUGUCUCAGAUAAGACUACCAACCAUGGAAUAAAGAUUAUAGCACAAUUAUUUUUCCAAGGUACCAAUUUAUGUGUUGUUUGCCCAUUGUCCUCUGCAUUUCGGAUAAUUGGUCGUUGCUACAGAACUGCUCCGCUAAGCAGACGUUUCCUUUGUAGCAAGCCCUGCUGUAGUCACACUACCUUUUAAUUAAAGUUCAUGCACUGUAUAGGUCUUUCUGUAUAUAGUGUUUAUCUUCCACUUCCUUUUCCUUCGGCCUUGUACUAAUCCUUUAGCUCUGCAAUGUAUUCUGGGUAAGGGGAGAGGGGAGAAAUUGCUUAAAUACAGUAGACUACAUGGUGUAGGGUCCCCUUUCUCCCUAAAACAUGCAGGAACUCUUCCUGGAGAUUUCUUUAAGGCACUGAUUACAACUUAGCUUUUGGGGUCUUGUUAACAUGAAACAGACUUUUAAGCAAUCUGUCCAAUGCUUUUAAAAAACAACAAAGUCGUAAUGGGGCAGGGGAGGGGCAACAAGAUCUGCCUGACAGUUGUCACACCACAUAGUUUAAAGGCCUACCACUGCAAGGUCAAGAACUGCAGCUGUCAUGCAAAACAGCAAGGUUCUGGUCCUCAUUGUUGUGGAGAAUGGGUGGAGCAAAUCUGGGGCAUCUCUUUGGGACCUAAAGCAGGGGCCGGCAAGGUUUACCUUGCCUGGGUCGGUUCACUCCAGCGGAGAUCCCUCUGUGGGCCGGAUUGCAUGUGUGCCCACGAUUUCCGGCGUCUGUGCCUGCGCAGAUGCACUUUUCAGCGCCACAAAAGCGAGUCCCCGCGCCGUGCUGGUUUAGUGCAGCGCACGGGGUCUCACCAAGUAAGCAGCUUGGUUCGGGGGCAUCUCAAGGGCCGGUUAAACGACCCCCGUGGGCUGCUUGUGGCCCAUGGGCCUUAGGUUGCCGACCCCUGGCCUAAAGGGUCAGAUCUUGACAGUGUUUAGAGGCUAAGAUUUCCUGCCUUGCUAUGUCAGCUGCCUGUCUAGAUCAAAGCAUGGGUUGCCUACUCAGUUGUGCGGCAAUUUCUUCUCUCCUAACUCUUCCACGGCUCCAACUUCUGUUGACUGUAAUUGUUCUAAGUCUGCAGAUAUUACCAUCACAAUAACGUAUGCAUUUUAAUCAGUGCUAACAAAAGUGCUUUUUUUUUUUUUUUUGGUCUUAUCUCUUGUUGUGAUGAUGAAACCUAGGUUUUGGGAUUGCAAGUUUGCAUUUCUUUUUUCCUCAUUGGCUUCUAAACGCAGCCCUCUUCCUCUCUACAGUUCCCUCCUAUUCCCACGCCCCAACCCCUGCUCGCUAGAGUCCUGGGAGAGACAAAUAUAUUUCAAACCAUUUUGAGCCCCCUCGCACCUUUUCUUCUUCCUUUGUCUGUUUUGGCUAAUGUAAAUUAUUCUGACCAAAUGUACAGCUAGUAUGAAUACUGUAUAAUUCAUUUUGUUGUAUAUAACAGGAAUGUAAGUCUUUGAUUUGUCGAGUCUCCCUCCCUGAGUCCCUUCUGCAACCCAGUAUUAUUACGUCUUGUGUUCAGCAUGCAUGCAAUAACACUUGUUUGUUUAUUAAGACCCCUUAGAGGUAUUCAUUCAAACUAUAUCAAUUGUGCAAUCCUUUAUUAUUAUUACUAUUAUUAUUAUUUGGACAGCUUGAAUGUCAAUGCCAAUUUCUACAUUUUUACAUUGUGGCUGUUGGUAAAUUGCCCAUCCCAGGCAGCAGUGCGGCGCAGAUCACUUUCGCAGCAUUCCUCGUUUUUCCUCUGUUUCGUUUUAGGUUCAGUCUGUUGGCUGUUGGUGGUAAUUAGAUCACCAUGGGAGAUAAUUCCAGUGGGGAGUGAGGACAUUUCUCUUCUCUUCCUUCCUUCCUUCCUUCCUUCCUUCCUUCCUUCUUUCCUUCCUUCCUUCCUUCCUCUCUCUCUCUCAUAAUUUAUCGUUCAUCAGAAUUCACAUGAACAGGGAUUGCAGAAUAAUGCCGCUUCCUCCGGCCAAAUUCCAAAUAGACCAUGUGAAUGCUACAGAUGUCCAGGUUUCAAUAAUCUUUUUGUGGCUGGUACGCCUGAACUGAAUUUGAGCAGAGGAGCUCACUGACUGCUCUGAUCUUAACCUUUUGUAGAGGGAAAGCCCAGGUGCGCCAUAGUAGUGUUUGUUCAUCCAUAAAAUAAAGCAUUAUUUUACCACCA
Podarcis raffonei (Aeolian wall lizard) is the source of this 5827-nucleotide messenger RNA. RefSeq names its product dipeptidyl peptidase like 6 (gene DPP6). Gene Ontology annotation, molecular function: serine-type peptidase activity; dipeptidyl-peptidase activity. NCBI's taxonomy places the organism in Eukaryota, Metazoa, Chordata, Lepidosauria, Squamata, Lacertidae. The coding region runs from base 603 to 3194 and encodes 863 amino acids. Gene Ontology annotation, biological process: proteolysis. The transcript has 26 exons. The record is from RefSeq and is a predicted model, not a curated record.